This is a messenger RNA of Lotus japonicus, 1958 nucleotides long. Its product is annotated as cysteine-rich receptor-like protein kinase 18. Gene Ontology annotation, biological process: protein phosphorylation. Bases 455 to 772 code for a protein of 105 amino acids. The record is from RefSeq and is a predicted model, not a curated record. Gene Ontology annotation, molecular function: ATP binding; protein kinase activity. NCBI's taxonomy places the organism in Eukaryota, Viridiplantae, Streptophyta, Magnoliopsida, Fabales, Fabaceae. The transcript has 4 exons.
UAAACUCAACAUUGGUUUAUCCGCCCGGUCUUCUCUCUCUCAACUUUAUAGUAUCAUUUUUUCUCUUCCAUCGCCCGGUGGUUCUCCUCCCUCCCUUGAAUUCUCUCUUCUAUAUCUUUCUUCUUCUUAAACUCCAUUCCUCCCAAACAUGCUGAAAGAAGUCCCUAUUUCAGUUUUGAUUUUUGAAAUUGGUUGUUCCUAAAAAUUGUAUCUUUUACUUUUAGGCAGAGGAGGUGAUCUCAUCCAAAUGUGAGAAAUUUUCAUGUAACCCAGGGCUGCUUGCGGCAAUUUUCUCUACAGAUAAGUUUUAUGACCCUCUAAUCAAGUUUAAAACAUUAUAUGGUCAAGUAUUUUGUUCAUCAUUUGCAGACCAUUGAUAACACUGUUUGUGUAGGCUCUGUACGAAUCACUUUCGAUCUCUUCCUCUUCUCCUUUGAGAUCUUUCACUGAAUGCAUGUUCCUGCGCUUGCAUUUUGCUGAAGAUGACAGUGGAAUUGAACCUGCUGAUACAAUGCAAUUCAACUUGGAGACCAUAAGAAAGGUUACAAAUAACUUUUCCGACACAAAUAUUCUAGGACAAGGAGGAUUUGGACCUGUUUACAAGGGUAAGCUUUCCAAUGGACUAGAGGUUGCUGUGAAAAGGUUGUCUUCAAAUUCAGAACAAGGGGAUACAGAGUUCAAGAACGAGGUGCAGUUGGUGGCCAAGCUACAACACAUAAAUUUAGUCAGGCUACUUGGUCUCAGUUUGGAAAGAGAAGUUACUGGUCUAUGAGUUUGUUCCCAAAAAAAGCCUUGACUACUUUAUUUUUGGUAAGAACUUUUCUUGAUGUGUUGGCAGUGACCCCUUCACUGAUAUGGUAAGUGCAUAAUUCAGUUCUGAAGAAUGGUAAGUGCAUAAUUUAUGUAGAGAUGGUUAAAAAUGUUUUAUCUUGACAUGGGUUUGCAGAUUCAGUUAAGCGUGCACAUUUAGAUUGGUCAAUUUUGGUUGUAUAGUCUUGCUGAUUAGCAUGUUUACUGAAUGGCAUAUAUGAUAGCUAUCACUUUUUAAUAGCCAUUGCUCAUGUUAUGUCAGGUGGUUGAUAUAUUUCAUGAUAAUUCAUAUCUGUUUCUAUUGAAAAAAUUUAAUUCUCCCCAGAUAAUUAUAUCUAGAAGACUACAACUGAGAUGUUCACAACAUAAAAGUACUCAGUUCAUACUCAGGAUUUCAGAAGGUAUAAAUUCAAAAUAAUAGAAAAAUAAAUGGUUAAGCUUAUAAUUAUUGUUGAUCAUUUGUUUUUAAAAUUUUAAUAAUAAUAGUAGAAAUUAUGAUAGUUGCUCUAGAAGAUGGGAAUUAGGGUCAUAACUCAUCAGGGAAGUGGGAAAGAGAGGUACAUGAUAGUGAAUGUAAUUAGAUUUUCACUUGGAUGAACCAUUAAACAGGAAAAAAUUAUUUGACUAGAGAAGAUAGAAAAGGGAGGAGAGGACUGCAAUUGUAUUUUACUUAAAAAUUGUGCAUAGCUCCAGGCUGUUUCUUUGGCUGAAUGUAAUUAGAUUUUUAUUUGCAUUUAAUACUUCUAUUUUCCGUAGGUAAUGCGCACAGCUUGGACAGGUUUGACAUGAUUUGAUAACGUUAAGAGCUGCUUUGAAACUACAUCAAGGAAACUCGAUGAUUUCUUCAACGAAAUAGUAGAAGGAAGGAAGAGCUUUUGGACAUAUGCAGUCAUAGGGAGAAAUAAUUUUGGAUAAAGAAAAUGAACUAGAAAAAAAAUGUUAAAAAAUGAAGCAUUGUCAUCUUUAUUUUAAUGCAUUAAUCUUCAAUGAUGCAUGUUUUUUGUUAAGGCUUUCUUUAAGUGUUAUUUAUAAACUUGAGAAAGAAAUUUUAAGAGUUCUCUUGCUUUAAAGAAAACAUGAAUAUGUAGAGGUUGGUGACUUCAAUAAAAAGAAACAUCUUUCUAUCCGAAGGGAAGCAUUCUCUAUCU